Molecule: messenger RNA, 1876 nt
Organism: Ochlerotatus camptorhynchus
Lineage: Eukaryota; Metazoa; Arthropoda; Insecta; Diptera; Culicidae
Exons: 2
Coding region: 7-858 (283 amino acids)
Source: RefSeq, a predicted model, not a curated record
CCAAGAAUGGGGUUGUACGCAGCCAACGGUUCCCGCAUCGCGACUUACGGCACCGAAAUUUGCAGGCCAACUUUCGAUCUACGCAGGAAUUUCCCAUGGCGGUUCAUACUGGCUGAUGUAACGACCCCAAUACUAGGUGCGAAUUUUCUGAAACACUAUGGCCUGAUAGUGGACUUGCGGGGUGAGUGCCUAAUAGAUAAAAUGACAAAUAUAAAAGCACGCGGUCAAAUCAAUUUGAUCGCAGAAGGGCUAUUUGGCUUGAAUGCUUUUUCCGGCAGCAACGACUAUGGCGGCUUAUUAAGCGAAUACUCUGACGUCACUAGACCUCGCCUUCCAAAUCAAGAGGUUAAACACAACGUUAAGCACACUAUCAAGGUCGAAGGCCCUCCAUGUAAUUCUAAAUUCCGCAGACUUCCACCGCAUAAGCUCGAAGCGCUUCGUAAGGAGUUAAAGUUGUUCUUAGAGCUCGGAUACAUAAAACCUUCGAAAAGUCCGUAUUCAAGUCCAGUGCAUCUAGCUACUAAGACACUGCAGAACGGUGACAUCAAGUACAGACUCGUUUCUGCAGUUGCAGAAUACCCUAAGCCGGAUACGGUGCAAAAGCUAAGGCGCUUCCUAGCCUUAGUAAAUUACCAUCGGCGAUUUCUUCCACACGCCGCUGAAGCUCAAUUACCCUUGCGCAAGCUAAUAACCGAUAAAACACCGAUCAUAUGGAACUCCGAAGCUGAUGCUGCCUUCCAAGAAUGUAAACGGUCUCUGACAGAGGCCACAGCGCUCGAUUACUAUGACCCGAAUGCUCAGCUGUCACUGAUGGUUGAGCCGGAGCCGUGUUGCAGCAACGAUCGCAAGACACCUUGAAGCCGUUAGGUUAUUUUUCUGUUAAAUUUAGUGACCGUGAACGACGAUACUCAACCUACGAUAGGGAGCUGCUUGCAGUUUAUCUCGGCGUUAAACACUUCAAAGACGUAAUUGAAGGGCGCGAUACGAUAAUCUUCACGGAUCAUAAACCACUAACGUUCGCAUUUAAACAAGAUGCAAACAAACCAUCGCCAAGGCAGCAGCGGUUGCUGAGUUUUAUUAGUGAAUAUACGACGGACUUGGUUCAUGUCGCCGGCGCUGAAAAUGUCCCUGCAGACGUCCUCUCAAGAAUAGAAGCAAUUUGCUUACCGUCUACAAUCGACCACAGUGAUUUUGUUAAGAAACAGGAAAACCCCUUCAGUAGAUGGCCGGAGGCAGUUGGCUAUCCCCGAUAUGACUGCAGAAACCGUCGCCAGAGUUUUCAUCGAGGUGUGGGUGUCGAGAUUCGGAACCCCAACGAAGCUGACGUCGGAUCAAGGUCGACAGUUCGAGUUGCACCUAAUGAAAGAGUUGUGCGUCUUAUUGGGAUUAGAACGAGUUCACACCACGCCAUACCAUCCACAAGCCAACGGGAUGAUUGAGUAGUAAGCAGUAAGACAUUUACCAUUAUAUUAAGGACAAAACAGUGUCAGUAUCGAUCGAUAGAGUUAAACCAGCCUACAUUAACAAGGAUUCAGAUUCCUCAUCUGAUCGGAUAACCAAAAGCGGGCAUCACGUGCGUUUUCGGAUUCAGUAGGAAUUUUUCUAGGAAGGGGGAGUUAUUGUGGUGCGCUAUACUUUACAGUCACGCUGGCAACACUGUAUUCAACGACCCACCUAGAUGUAAAAAAUGAGAACCAUUAUUGACUUGCUCUAACAAGUUCAGUUUCCAUUUUGUAUUUGCGUUGUUAACUCAUGAAUAAAAUCCACUUCAGUAUUUCAACCAUUAAUUCUUCGACGUUUAAUUUCGUAUAUCUUACAUUCAAUGGAAUGGAAAUAGAUUGGAAAAAGAUUUUUAUCAUGAAGAAUAUAAUGAAGA